UAUACAACCAUCAAUGAAAACAUAAAUUAGUUCCAAACUGACAUUGUUGCAGUGGUUGAUGGUUUCUUCACUAUGGACAUGUCUCAAUCCUAUUAAGUAUCUUUGACAUUGCCGUCAUUAAAGAAAAGCAGAAAAGAUAGCGGAUCCCUCCAGCCGAAUAAAGGGUGCUAUGAAAAUGUAGCUCCUUGUACGGUCCGGUCUUCCAUUUCUGCUCUUCCUCACUUCAGCUUAUUUCAGAUUGCUAAACAACUUAAUAGGAGUGCAAAGUGUGUGUCAUUGAUAUGGGAGAUGUGGCGAAAGAUCUUGCUGCUGGAACCGCUGGGGGAGCAGCUCUAUUGAUAUGUGGGCACCCAUUUGAUACAAUUAAGGUCAAGCUCCAAAGCCAACCUGUUCCCCUUCCUGGCCAACGACCCAAGUAUUCUGGAGCGAUGGAUGCGCUCAAACAAACCUUAGCUUCAGAAGGCCCAAGAGGUUUGUACAAAGGUAUGGGAGCUCCGUUGGCUACAGUUGCUGCACAAAAUGCUGUUCUCUUCACUGUCAGAGGACAACUAGAGUCCUUCUUUAGGACUUAUCCUGGUGCUUCCCUUGAAGUUAAGCAACAAGUGGUUUGUGGGGCUGGGGCUGGCAUUGCAGUCUCUCUUGUAGCUUGUCCAACUGAGUUGAUUAAGUGCAGACUACAAGCUCAGAGUGCAUUAGCAGCAUCCAAUUCAGUUGGUGUGGCAGUGAAGUACGGUGGUCCAAUGGAUGUAGCCAAGCAUGUUCUAAAAUCACAUGGAAUAAAUGGUCUUUUCAAGGGUAUGGUUCCAACUUUGGCAAGAGAGGUGCCUGGGAAUGCAGUGGUUUUUGGUGUAUAUGAAUUGCUAAAACAGCAGUUUGCAGGAGGUCGAAAGACUUCUAAUCUUGGAAGAGGGUCUCUGAUGGUGGCUGGCGGUGUAUCUGGAGCUGCUUACUGGCUAGCUGUGUAUCCAACUGAUGUUAUCAAAAGUGUGAUUCAAGUAGAUGAUUUCAAGAACCCAAAAUUCUCUGGUUCUAUGGAUGCUUUCAGAAAAAUCUUGGCCUUAGAAGGAGUUAAAGGCCUAUACAAAGGUUUUGGACCUGCCAUGCUUCGAAGUGUCCCUGCCAAUGCAGCAUGCUUCUUGGUCUAUGAAAUCACCAGAUCCAGUUUAGGCUAAUUAAACAUUUCUUUUGGAACUUCUUCUUCUCUAUGUCUGAAUGCAUAUUGGUUAUACAAUGUCUAACCAAAAAUAAAACUAAACUCAUUAACCCUUUCAUUUCAUUGUCGGUAUCUAUAGAGAACUGCUAGAGUAACGUUGUACCAUUUAUUACCUAUAUAUUAUACACUUUUGAGGUGCCCUUCACUCUCAUGAAAAAA
Messenger RNA from Cucumis sativus (cucumber), 1372 nucleotides. RefSeq names its product mitochondrial carnitine/acylcarnitine carrier-like protein. Gene Ontology annotation, molecular function: L-ornithine transmembrane transporter activity. The record is from RefSeq and is a predicted model, not a curated record. Gene Ontology annotation, biological process: mitochondrial L-ornithine transmembrane transport. The coding region runs from base 282 to 1172 and encodes 296 amino acids. The transcript is spliced from 3 exons. NCBI's taxonomy places the organism in Eukaryota, Viridiplantae, Streptophyta, Magnoliopsida, Cucurbitales, Cucurbitaceae.